ACCACCGCCCCGGGCGCGCGGUCCGACAGCGCGCGCGGCUCCCGCGCUGCCCACCGAAUUCCCGGGAAGGAGUGCGGGGGUCUGCGGCGCCGCCCGGGGGUUGUCACGUGGCCGAGACGAGGUGGAGCUCCGCUUCAAGGGCGGCUCUUCCCCUCCCCACCAACCUUUAGGCUUUAAGCCGGAGAAAUACCCGCGAGCUUUCCUUCCCGCUCCGCUCCCUUCCACGACCGCCCUUCCCGCUUUAAUCAUCGGGCUAAAAGACGGAUCCGGCAGAGAGGAGUUCUCAGAUUUGCCGUGCCCACCAGGACCCUAUGGGAAAGCAUAACUUGUCGGGUGGCACACAGGCGGGGGCCGGGGAGCACGAGGCUUGCCUGGCUCUGCCUGAAGGGGAGUCCCAGCAACAGCGGCUGUCAGUCCCUGGACUGCAGGCUGCUUCCCCGGUGAGAGCAGAAAGCUGUCGGCCGGGUUCCUCACCCAUGACCAAAGACUGAGCGCUUUUCGGUUGUUCAGUUCAAGGGAAUGAAGAAUUCAGAAUAAUUUUGAGAAAUGGAUUCCAAUAUGGAGAAUAAAAAUAAGUUGAGUCUUUGACCUGCUUUGAGGAAACAUAUUGUCCAUUUGUCUAAAGUCAUCUGUAAUAGCCAAACCAGUCAAAAUGAAUUCAACGUUAUUUUCCCAGGUAGAAAAUCAUUCAAUCUAUUAUAAUUUUUCAGAGAAGAAUUCCCAGUUUUUGGCUUUCGAAAAUGACGAUUGUCAUCUGCCCUUGGCCAUGAUAUUCACGUUAGCUCUUGCCUAUGGAGCUGUGAUCAUUCUUGGGGUCUCUGGAAACCUGGCCUUGAUCAUCAUCAUCUUGAAACAAAAGGAGUUGAGAAAUGUCACCAACAUCCUGAUUGUGAACCUUUCCUUCUCAGACUUGCUUGUUGCUAUCAUGUGUCUCCCCUUCACGUUUGUCUACACGUUGAUGGACCACUGGGUUUUUGGUGAGGCAAUGUGCAAGUUGAACCCUUUCGUACAGUGUGUUUCCAUCACUGUGUCUAUCUUCUCUCUGGUCCUCAUUGCCGUGGAACGGCAUCAGCUGAUCAUCAAUCCACGGGGCUGGAGACCAAGUAAUAGACAUGCUUACGUAGGCAUUGCUGUCAUCUGGGUCCUUGCUGUGGCUUCUUCUCUGCCCUUCCUGAUCUACCAAGUAUUGACGGAUGAACCGUUCCAGAAUGUGACCCUUGAUGCGUUCAAGGACAAGUACGUCUGCUUUGAUAAAUUUCCAUCAGACUCUCACCGGUUGUCUUACACCACUCUUCUCUUGGUGCUGCAGUAUUUUGGCCCACUCUGUUUUAUAUUUAUUUGCUACUUCAAGAUAUAUAUACGCUUAAAAAGAAGAAACAACAUGAUGGACAAGAUGAGAGACAGUAAGUACAGGUCCAGCGAAACCAAAAGAAUCAACGUCAUGCUGCUGUCCAUCGUGGUGGCGUUUGCGGUCUGCUGGCUGCCGCUCACCAUCUUCAACACUGUGUUCGACUGGAAUCAUCAGAUCAUUGCUACGUGCAACCAUAAUCUGUUAUUCCUGCUCUGCCACCUCACAGCCAUGAUCUCCACCUGUGUCAACCCCAUAUUUUAUGGCUUCCUGAACAAAAACUUCCAGAGAGACCUGCAGUUCUUCUUUAACUUUUGUGAUUUCCGGUCUCAGGAUGACGACUACGAGACCAUCGCCAUGUCCACCAUUCACACGGAUGUUUCUAAGACGUCUCUGAAGCAACCAAGCCCAGUCAUGCUUAAAAAGAUCCACAGUGAUGAUAAUGAAAAAAUCUGAACCUGCCAUAGCAUUUGGUCCCAGGUGACAUCUGCUUAAAACCAAGCACAACCCGCAAAGACUUUAAUUCCCUGUUCUCCCAAGGAAUAGGGUUGAAAUCAUUGAAGAAAGAUCAAGAUUUUCUUGUCUUGCUUUUUACUGCUUUUGUAGUAGCUGUCAUAAUUAUAUUUGGAACAAAACGUGUGGGCUUUGGAAUCUUCUGGUGAUGGUUUUGACCAGACAUCUUUGAAGUGCUUUUUUUGUAAACUUAUGCAUAGAAUAGAAAGGCUUUUAUAUUGUAUUUAUUAGAAGGAAAUUUCUUUAAAGUAUUACUGUUCACUGAUUUCAGAAGCACUACACCUGAUGCUCUCGCUUGAUUGGGCCAUCCUUGUUCGAUGAGAUCGUCAGUAGAUUGGGCAGUCCUGUGUAAGGCUAGGCGUCAAGCUUCAGCCUGUUACAGAGGUGAUGGCAUGCAAAAGCAGCAUUCAGGGUGUGAGCUAAAAGAGAGUCUGUGUCCUCUAUGCCUAGUCGGAAGUCAUUCAAAAGUGAUUUGCAUUUUUUUGAAAGUUUAAGACAGGAUUUCAUUUGCUCCUAAUUGAUUAUCACGUAAGAUAAAAAAUACAUUUAAAAAUACUUCUCAGCUGUGAAUAUCUUGGGGAAUUGGGCCACCCACAAGGAUUAAGUGGGACAGCAGUUCCCUAACUUUAAAACUAUUUUGGUACCUGACAACCAAAUGAUUUCAGAGCAGUUCGUUUAACAAGUAAAUUAGUAUUGCUGCAUAUCGUUGGAUUAUAUUUAUUUGAAUUGAUGGUCAAGAGGCUUUCCAUUCUUCACAGACUGUUCGGUGUUUGUCAAGCUUCCUAGCAUAAAUACACACGUAAUUCAGAGGCAUUUAUUUCCAGCUUACAAUAUAUAUAACCACAAAGUGUAUUUUCUAUACAUCAGUGCCUAUAUACUAACUCAUUUUUAACUUUCAAUGUCCAUCUUUCAAAGGACACCAAGGUACAGUGUUGAAAGAAUGCCCACCCUGGGUAGCAGGGGUAAAUACAGGAAAACUGAGGACACCUCACGUAGCUCAUCUUAACUUGUGUGAACUGUGUGCCUGUGGAAUCUUACCAAUCAUGCACUAUGUACUGAGGGGUUGUGUCAUGUUAAUAUACUUCAUUUCAUGUACCCUGUAAUCAUGAUUGAGCCUCAGAAUCAUUUGGAGGGAAGAUAUUUUAAAGAACAAGACAUAUCUUUGAUGUAUUAUACAGACAUAGUAUUAAAUGUGUUUGAUUUUAGAAGGGCAGGCAUUUUCUUUAUUAAAAUUGUUUCUGCUUUUUCUGAAUAGUCUCUUUUGUGACUCUCUUUAGCUUCUUCUUUUUUUUUUCUUUUCCUUUUUUAGCCCCUUGUCUUCCCUCCCAUGAAGUUCUGCAGCAUCCUCUGUCUGCUUGCUGAUGAAGCAUUUUCUACCCUAUGGUAUAACCCUUGAUGGUCCAGCCUCUCUCCUUGGCUUCCUGAAGCUUCAUGAAGGCAGAGACUGUUUUACAUGAUUCUGUGUCUCAGUGCAUUUAGCAAAGUGCCA
This is a messenger RNA of Orcinus orca (killer whale), 3350 nucleotides long. RefSeq names its product neuropeptide Y receptor Y1 (gene NPY1R). Gene Ontology annotation, molecular function: neuropeptide Y receptor activity; neuropeptide binding. Lineage: Eukaryota; Metazoa; Chordata; Mammalia; Artiodactyla; Delphinidae. Bases 653 to 1804 code for a protein of 383 amino acids. Gene Ontology annotation, biological process: G protein-coupled receptor signaling pathway. The transcript has 4 exons. The record is from RefSeq and is a predicted model, not a curated record. Gene Ontology annotation, cellular component: plasma membrane; neuron projection.